AUGUCUAAGGUAGAUUGGCAAUACCAAAUUUCAAUCUACAAUGAGGUUGAUGAUGUUGAUCCUAAAGAUACCGAGAGUAAGGCUCUAGAUAUCAACCUUGACGAUGUCAAAAGUAAGAGUGAUGUUGGUAGAGGAGUUAGUGAGGCUAGUAAAGAAGAGGUUAAUGAUGUUACCUUUGGUGGAGUCGAAGGUGAUGAUCAAAAUGAUGAUGAAGCCGACAUUAACAGGUAUAUUAUUUCAAAUUAUAAUUAG
Molecule: messenger RNA, 252 nt
Organism: Dovyalis caffra
Lineage: Eukaryota; Viridiplantae; Streptophyta; Magnoliopsida; Malpighiales; Salicaceae
Source: the annotation of a GenBank genome assembly